AUGCUGCUGUGGCUGACUCUCGCCCUCCUGUGGAGCACCACCUGCUGGGCAAAGCAGAUGUAUGGGGAAGGAGGAGGCAAAUAUUUCAGCACCUCCAGCGACUGUGAAAUCACCGGAAUCCGGGUGGCUGUGGGUCUCCUGGGCCUGGUGAAGAGUAUCCAGGUGAGAUGUGGCGUGUCCUGGAGCACAGUGUUCGGCGCCCCAGGUGGGACUACCCAGGAAUUCAUCCUGCAGCCAAGAGAACACAUCCAAAUGAUCUAUGGCUCCUACAGGGUGUUUAUCCGGUCCCUGAUCAUAUCCACAGAUCAAGGGCGCUAUGCCACGUUUGGGAAGGAAAGUGGCAACACCUUCAUCGUCUCCCCCAGUGAGGACGGGAAGGUGCUCACGGGAAUCUGUGGCCAGCAUAAGCUUUUAGGCCUUUCGGGCCUCUGCUUUGAGUGGGACUACCCUCCAGAGGAUGAGGAGUGGACCACUGAACCAAACAGCACUAGAGACACGCAGUGCUCCAGCUGA
Neomonachus schauinslandi (Hawaiian monk seal) is the source of this 513-nucleotide messenger RNA. It is a transcript of the gene ZG16B, whose product is annotated as zymogen granule protein 16B. The record is from RefSeq and is a predicted model, not a curated record. NCBI's taxonomy places the organism in Eukaryota, Metazoa, Chordata, Mammalia, Carnivora, Phocidae. The coding region runs from base 1 to 513 and encodes 170 amino acids. The transcript has 3 exons.